Messenger RNA from Chironomus riparius, 1476 nucleotides. The record is from the annotation of a GenBank genome assembly. Lineage: Eukaryota; Metazoa; Arthropoda; Insecta; Diptera; Chironomidae.
AUGACGACAGAGGAUACUUAUAUUUUUGGAUAUGGUAGUUUGGUAUGGAAAAAUAAUGAUUUUGAGUUUGAAACCAAAAUACCAGGCUUUAUAAAAGGAUUUAAACGAAGAUUUUACCAAAAUUCUAUUGAUCAUCGUGGAGUUGUAGAGAAACCAGGAGCUGGAUGUGAUGCAUCAUGGGAAGAUAUAGAGAGUGCUAUAAUGAAUGGUGGUGUCAACUUUAGCGUUAGAUAUAUUGGCUGUAUUGAGAUUACAGAAAGUAUGAAACGAUUGGACUUUCAAUCACGAUCGCUCGUUGCUAAGGAAUGCAUCAAUCGUGUAUGUGAUUUCGCAAAUUUGAGACCAAUGAAGAAGCGGAGAGUCGAAAAAAGGAUACAGCAAGUAAUCAACAAUCAGCCUUGUAUGGAACAUACUGGUACAAAUGUUAUUCUCAACAUAUCGUCUAGCUGCUUACAACUCACAAAUUCCGAUACAAAUGAAAUUAUUGCGAAACAUGAUAUGCCGAGAAUUUCCUUCGCAAGUGGAGGAGACAGUGAUUCAGUAAAUUUCGUCGCUUAUGUUGCCAAGGAUUUGAUGGAAUGGAGAGCUUGUUAUGUACUCGAUUGCGGUAGUGGAAAGGCUCAAACAGUCAUUUCAACAAUGGGCCAAGCAUUUGAAUUACGCUACAAAAACUUUUGCAACGACGAUGCAGAACGAACGCAUUCAUGGAAGAGACAUCAGAAGCCAGAAAUACAGCAUAGCCCACCAGCACAAAAGUGCGAACAAGAGUAUUACAACGAUUUACCUGACAAGGUUCCACCACAGCUUGAGGAAUUACCUGAGAGACGACGUGAACGAUUGACUAGUAACUUAAUUGAUUUGGGCGAGCAUAAUGAUUAUGUUAAUGAUGAAGCUGCAUUUCCACAAAGUAAUAAUAACAACAAUACUAAUAGUAAUAAUAAUAAUAAUAAUAAUGCGACAUUUUCGGAUGUCUUUAACUGUCCAUUUGACACGACACCAUAUAAAUUAUCAGCAGAACUUCAAUAUUCACAGUUGUUGAUUGAAAAUUGGUUCCACGGACCAAUUUCUCGAAAUGAGGCUGAAUUAUUUCUUAAAAAUGACGGAGACUUUCUAGUAAGAGAAUCUCAACAGCCUGGACAAUUUGUUUUGUCUGGAUUGAAUGGAACUCCAAAGCAUUUGCUAUUAAUUGAUCCACAAGGCAUUGUACGUACAAAAGAUAGAAUUUUCGAGAGCAUUACACACUUAAUAAAUUACCAUUGGUCAAACUGCCUCCCAAUUAUAUCUUCUGAUAGUUGCUUGCUUCUUCGUACGCCUGUCAUUCGAACUACUGAUUUAAGGGAAUGAACUGAAUAUUAAGUAUCAUACUUAUGCUUAUGGAUUUGUUUGUAAGUCAGGAAAUUCAUACAUGAGCGAUUUUAAUCUUAAAUUGCAAUACUACAAAAGAAUUAAACAAAUUAUUAUGAUUCCAAAUUUUAA